This is a messenger RNA of Aspergillus saccharolyticus JOP 1030-1, 237 nucleotides long. RefSeq lists its product as uncharacterized. The record is from RefSeq and is a predicted model, not a curated record. Bases 1 to 237 code for a protein of 78 amino acids. Lineage: Eukaryota; Fungi; Ascomycota; Eurotiomycetes; Eurotiales; Aspergillaceae. The transcript is spliced from 3 exons.
AUGGACAAGCUCAGUGGACUCGCUUCCAAGCUCGGCGGCAGCGGCAGCAGCAGCAACAACAACAACAACAACAACCAGCAGGAAGACUACGUCGAUAAGGGCGUCGACAACAUCGAGUCCAGAUUCGGUGCUGACCCCCAGAAACUCCGCUCCACCAACGAAAAGGCCACCGACUUUGCUCGCAACAAGUUCGAGAGCUCCACCGGCCGCGACGUUCCCGACAAGAUCUCCAACUAG